This is a messenger RNA of Dissoconium aciculare CBS 342.82, 1521 nucleotides long. Its product is annotated as cytochrome P450. NCBI's taxonomy places the organism in Eukaryota, Fungi, Ascomycota, Dothideomycetes, Mycosphaerellales, Dissoconiaceae. Gene Ontology annotation, molecular function: monooxygenase activity; iron ion binding; oxidoreductase activity, acting on paired donors, with incorporation or reduction of molecular oxygen. The record is from RefSeq and is a predicted model, not a curated record. Bases 1 to 1521 code for a protein of 506 amino acids. The transcript has 5 exons.
AUGAAGGACCACUGGUCGCCCAUAACUCUGCUCGUAGUUAUCCCCGGCGCAACAGUUUUAAUAUUUACCUUGAUCAACAUCAUUUACCGGCUUUACUUUCAUCCUCUCAAAAAGGUCCCUGGGCCGGUCUGGUCAGCUGCUUCUUCUCUACCAAGUUUCUAUCAUAAUUUUAUCCGAAAAGGCCAGUGGUACAGAGAAGUCGCUCGUCUUCACGAGAAUUAUGGUCCCAUUGUUCGUAUCGGACCAAACGAAAUCCAUCUAAGUAGGCCCGAACACUAUGAAACAGUUUACGGAAAUACCAGCAGCUUCUACAAGGACCCCGGAUUCUAUGCAAUCAUGGGAAUGGAGGAAGCCAUGUUUUGCACCAUCCCGAAUGAUCUUCACCGUCAGCGUCGAUCGCCCCUCAACCCAUUCUUCUCCAGGAAAGCCAUCGUCGACAGCGAGUUCAUCGUCCACGAUAAGGCAGAGCGUCUUUGCCGACGGAUCAGCAAGGCCGCGCGGGAAAAGCAACCGGUCAAUCUCACCCGCGGGUUCCGAGCGCUGUCCGUCGAUGUCGUGACCGAUUACAGCUUCAAUCGGACAAUGGGUCUUCUGGAAGAUGAGAACUUUGGAGCCUGGUUUACAGACAUGCUUCGUGAAGCUGGGCCAAUGUUUUGGAUAUUUCAGCAAUUUCCAAUAUUUGCGACGUUAUUACAGAGCUUACCGCCGAGCUUAGCUAAAAGGUUGAGUGCUUCUUUCGAAGCCUUUGACAAGCUUCUAUCGACAACAAAAGCACAGGUCACCGUCUUGAAGCAAGACAUGGCAGCCGGUGUUAAACCGCCUCGGCAAACCAUUUUUCAUGCAUUGCUUGAAGCCGACGCCGAGACAGGUCGAGCGGUGCGAAGCACACAGAACUUGGCGGACGAGUCUAUGUCGUUGACCUCCGCCGCUGCAGAUAGUACCGGGAAUGCCAUGGCUUAUGCCGUGUUCUCGGUGCUCUCCGAUUCCGAGAUUCAUAAACGAGUCUUGGACGAGCUCCGCCAGAAUUUCCCCGAUGAUGUCUCCCAAAUGGAUAUGACGUCGCUGGAGAAGCUGCCAUACUUCAUGGGCGUGAUCAAAGAAGCGCAGAGGUUGUCAUAUGGUGUUAUUGGCAGAUUACCCCGGAUCGUCCCAAAGGGUGGCGCUGUCUUUGAAGGUCAUUACCUUCCACCAAAGACGGUAGUCAGUAUGAGUACAUGGACCAUGCACAACAAUGUCGAUGCCUUCCCAGAAGCCGAAAAAUUUAACCCAUCGCGAUGGCAAGAUCCGAAUGGUGCUCAGCUACGCGAAAAGUGCUUUGUACCGUUCUCCAAAGGCCGUCGGAUGUGCCUAGGUCACAUCCUAGCGGUCUGUGAGCUGACAUGCACAGUCGCCAUGGUCCUCCGUCGCUUCGAACAUAUGAAGAUCUUCCAGACGACGGCGGAUGAUUUGGUUUACGAGGAUUAUGUGGGUGCUGUCCAUCCCCUGGAAGCUAAUCCAUUUAUGGUCAUGGUGAAUGAGUGA